Messenger RNA from Naegleria lovaniensis, 1791 nucleotides. RefSeq lists its product as uncharacterized. Bases 1 to 1791 code for a protein of 596 amino acids. The record is from RefSeq and is a predicted model, not a curated record. The transcript has 3 exons. Gene Ontology annotation, molecular function: phosphorus-oxygen lyase activity. Gene Ontology annotation, biological process: cyclic nucleotide biosynthetic process; intracellular signal transduction. NCBI's taxonomy places the organism in Eukaryota, Heterolobosea, Eutetramitea, Acrasida, Naegleriidae.
AUGAAUCAUCAAGCAAAUUUAUUCACCAUUUCUCAAUCCCUCAAAUAUUACUCUUUGCAAUCCCUGUUGACACGGGUCGAUAACCAAUCCGUGGUCUCCAAUCACAACAAAAAAUCAGCUACCAAUUACCAAACGAUCACUCAACAAGUUGAAACAUUUCAAAAAGAAUGGAACUCUCUCAUUCAUGGCUCCUCUCAAGAUGAAUUCUUUUCUUUAUUAGGAUUCAGCCAUUCGAUGGAUAGAAUAUUAACAGGAACAUCUUCAAACAAUGGUGCCUCUAAUCAAACCAAUGCUACAGCUAGCGCUACACUUCCACUCACGACUCUUGCAAGAAAUUUAUUAUCCAGUACUCUGAAAUUGAAUACACUAUUACUGAACAGCUCAAACGUGUACAUUCCCAGCAACAUGGAUCUUAACGAAUACUACUACAACAACAUUUACAUGUCCUCCAAUCAAUUCAUGGAUAGUUUAUUACAAUUAAUGCAAAACACAUUUGAAGAAUUCACAGUCACUGGUCAAAGAGAUUUCAUUAUUGUUGCCUCGCUCUUGUCCAUUCCAAUUCUUGCUCUUCUCAUGUAUUUGAUUUAUCACUAUACACGUUCCAUUUCACAUGAAAAUCAUCAAAUGAGAUUACAAUUGAAUCAUCUUCCUUGGGAAAUUCUCGAUUCGACUCUCGACAUUCAUAAUUUUAUCUUUCAUGGAACUUUGGUCAAGUAUGAUUUUGAGAGACAGCUACGUACGAAAAAAGUCAAAAACACAAAGGAAAAGGCAAUUUUGGAAGCAUGCAUCACGGGUGCUGUGAUUUGUUCUUCGUUUGGAGUUGUGGAAAUUUUCAAUACCUCUGCUUUGAAAAUGUUUGAUUAUCGUUCAGAACAAGUAAUAGGUUCUCCCUUAGAAAAACUAUUUGAUAAGAAUUCAUAUGGAGUAUUGAUUCCAAUUUUAACCAAGAUGGGAUCCUCUUUGAAUUCGUAUGGAGAAAAUGUGGAAUUAGUAGGAAUGAGAAAGAAUGGAAGUACCUUUCCAGUGGAAUUGAGAAUUUCAGUGUCCAACUUGGAAGGAAGGAAUAUCAUUUCAUGUUUUUUGAAAGAUUUAACCUCUGAUAAGGAACAAGUGAAACAAUUGGACGAGGAAAAGAAAAAAUCAGAAUCACUGUUACUCACAAUAAUGCCAGAACACGUUGCUCGAAGACUCAAAUUGGGUGAACAAUUCAUUGCAGACAAGUUCGAUGACGUCACUUGCUUAUUUUCAGAUUUAGUGGGUUUCAAGGAAGCAAGCUUAUCCAUGUCAGCAAUUGAAAUUGUAGGAACAUUGAAUGAUAUUAUUAACAAAUUCGAUGAAGUCUGUAUCAAGUAUCAUUUAGAAAAGAUUAAGACCAUUUCUGAAAAGUACUUUUGCAGUGGUGGUCUGAAAGAAAAUGAAAAGUCCUUUGAUCUUCCUCAUACCGAGCGCUGUCUGUUGUUUGCCAUCGACUUGUUUGGAGUGAUGCAUGCCUUUAACGAAUAUUCAGAAAAGAAGCUGAACAUUAGAAUUGGAAUUAAUAAUGGUCCAGUUGCUGCUGGAGUUAUCGGUGUUGUGAAAUUUGCAUAUGACUUAUGGGGCGACAAUGUCAAUAUAGCAUCAAGAAUGGAAAGUACUUGUCCUCCAUCUCGAAUCCAAGUCACACAAGGAGUCAAAGAACGAUUGCAAGACAAGUUUAUAUUUGAAGAAAGAGGAUAUGUCCAGAUAAAAGGAAAGGGAGCAAUGAAAACAUUCCUUCUCUCGGAUCGUUACCAUUUGAAUCCUGUGGAAUGA